UAUUAGACGACGUCACAAAGAUAUCAUUUCUCCACAUUGUGUAUACUAUGAGCUGUCACUUCAGUUAUCACUGAGUGGCAAUAAAUCUAUUGACGGGUUUGUUAAAGAAACAUUUACUGCACCAGGGGCUAGUAAUAGAUAUAAAAGACUAGAAUAUGUCCCAUAUGAACAGUUUACUAAUAUUAAAUAUCUUUCUAAAGGAGGAUUUAGUAAAAUAUAUAAAGCAACUUGGAAGGAAGGACCAACUACUUCAUGGUAUUCAAAAAAACAAAGGUUUCAUAGGCAUAGAAGCUGUACCGUUGUCCUUAAAAGUCUUAAUGAUUCUAUCUUGGUUAGGAAAAUUAAAUAUUUUAAAAAGUAUAACAAAUGGACUUAA
This is a messenger RNA of Racocetra persica, 376 nucleotides long. The record is from the annotation of a GenBank genome assembly. NCBI's taxonomy places the organism in Eukaryota, Fungi, Glomeromycota, Glomeromycetes, Diversisporales, Gigasporaceae.